This is a messenger RNA of Populus euphratica (Euphrates poplar), 2720 nucleotides long. Its product is annotated as BOI-related E3 ubiquitin-protein ligase 1-like. The record is from RefSeq and is a predicted model, not a curated record. The coding region runs from base 1564 to 2583 and encodes 339 amino acids. The transcript is spliced from 5 exons. NCBI's taxonomy places the organism in Eukaryota, Viridiplantae, Streptophyta, Magnoliopsida, Malpighiales, Salicaceae. Gene Ontology annotation, molecular function: ubiquitin-protein transferase activity.
UUAUUUCUCUUAUUAUUUUUUUCUCCAACUCCCACUCUCCAACCGCAACAUCCUCUUCUCCCUGCCCUUAUAACCAUCCCACCACCAUAACCAUUUUUUUAACCUUUUCCCGUUGCUAUUUCUAUUGUUGUUGUUCUUAUUAUCAUUAUCAUUAUCAUUAUCAUUAUUGUUAUUCUUUUGGGUUAUCGAGUUGAUGAUGCAUGUGGGUUUCUUUCAGAUCCUAUAUAUGAUUGAUUUUUUUCUCUCAAAAUAUUUUUUUUUUCGAGGAUCUUUGUGCUCUCUGAGCGAAAUCAUCUAGCAUAUUGAGUGAUGGUUAAGCGGGGCUGGUGUGCGAAUGCAUUUCUUCCCAGCAGGCAAUGCGACCCCAUCGAAGUGGGUCAGUGUUUAUUCUCACUAACAUAAUGGAAGCAGCAUUGAACUAAGAGAAAAAUAAUCCUCGAGCUAUUGGUUCAGUGGCAGGAAGGCUUGAUUCCCUCGUUAUCAUCUUGGAUUCAUAUCCAAGGAGUUGUGAAAAAGAAAUUUUGUGUGAAUGCACUGUUUGACAAUGGGGAAGCCCACUCCUGCAAGAACUCAGCCUUGAUGUGUGAAAGCUUCCUUGAAGAUAUCUGACCAUUAGAACCAAAAAAAUAAUUGGGCAACAGUAACCUAAGAAUAGUACGAGGGAUACUAACACUGCUAAAAUCUAAGAAAGUGUUGUGUUAUUUAUUUAAGGAGUGAUGUGAUAGAUUAAGUCCUGCAAUGAUUGCAAUAUGUGAUGUUAGUAAAAAGUUUUGUAGAAGUGUUAGCGCCCCAAAAUUACUCUGACGACAGCCAAGCUUUGUGCACAAUUUCCUUGCAUUUGUGCUGGAUGAUACUUGCAUAUUGUUGUCUUUUUCAAACUCUUUUCCUUUGAGCACUGCAUCCUGUGUAUUUGCUUGUGUUGCUUCUAGAACCUGUGCAAGUGUCUAACCUGUUUAAAAAUAAUUAUGUCUUAUAGCAGUGCAUGUACUUCAUUUGCCCUGUGUAACAUGACUGCAAGCUUUAUAUGGUUUUAAAAUAAUGUAUCAAUGUGUCUCAGACUCUUGGAACAAUUGUGUUGCCUCAAAUCCUAUACACCUUGUCUUCUGUGCAUUCUUACGUAUUGAUGACUAUGCUUUAUACACCUCAUAUAUUAGUAUGUAUUGUAUCUGUAGUAUGAAGUAUGUGCCACCUAGCUAGCUUAACUGGCUGCGGCAUUGAUGUGAUGAUGUGUCUAUGUUUUCUUACAGGUAUCAUCAGGCAUCCACAUUUCCAGGUUUGAAUGAUCAUCAUAAUAUUGAAUUUUUAAGUUUGAGCCCGAGUUGAAUUAUUUGAGGCAAGUCUUCACAGUUAGCCUAACAUGCUUGUCAUUUGAAACAUCAAUUUGUAGAAAAGAAAAUUUGUCUCUUCCAAUUAGUUUGAGUAGUGAUUUUAGAUAUGGAAUUUGGUGAUGUGAUCUUGUGAACCAUCUGCUUCUUCUUCUUCUUCAGGUGAAAUAUCACUUGUAGCUGUGCCAUUCGUAAGCUGUUAUAACUUUAUGAUAAAUUUGGUUUUGCUGGCAAGAAAAUGUUGGGGGGCAACAAUGGCAAUUCUUUGCUUCCUGUUUUGAUGGAUGAGAAUCAUAUUCCUUAUCAGACUAACACAUCAAACCAGUUGCAGUUGUUUGGUAAUUUGGCAGCUGGAUGCAGCAUUGAUCCAGUGAAUUAUUUUGGAAAUGAACAUGGAACUCCUAUCCUCCGUGCCAAUAAACGUGGAAGGGAAGCAGAAGAUUUUGGCAGACAGCAAAAGCUACAGAUUUCCUUAAAUUAUAACAUUUGUCAAGAUGAAGCUGACCGCGCAGCAAGCAUUCCAAACCCAAACCCUGUUUCAACUGGGUUGCGUCUAUCUUAUGAUGAUGAUGAACACAACUCAUCCAUAACUUCUGCAAGUGGAAGUAUAAGUGCUGCACCUUCAAUCAUCCUGUCCCUUGGUGACAAUAUUAGGACUGAGGUUGAUCGGCAGAACGAUGAGUUUGAUCAGUAUAUAAAGAUUCAGGAGGAGCACUUGGCUAAGGGGUUGAGGGACUUGAAGCAUAGACAUAUUUCUUCUUUGCUUUCUGCCAUGGAGAAGGGUGUGAGCAAGAAGCUACAGGAAAAAGACAGAGAAAUAGAGAAAAUAAACCGUAAAAACAAGGAGUUGAUUGAGAGAAUAAGGCAGGUGGCUGCUGAAGCCCAGAACUGGCACUAUAGAGCAAAGUACAAUGAAUCAGUUGUCAAUGUCCUGAAGAGCAACCUCCAGCAGGCAAUUUCACAGGGCGCUGAUCAAGGGAAGGAAGGAUUCGGAGACAAUGAGAUUGAUGAUGCUGCCUCUUACAUUGAACCUAACAACUACCUGAACUUUACAGGUCACCCUGCAAAGCCUCUCCUCUGGAAUUAUCAAGGCUUGAAGGAACAUGUGACAUGUCGAGCAUGCAAAACAAGGGAAGUGUCCAUGUUGUUAAUGCCCUGCAGGCAUCUCUGCUUGUGUAAAGAAUGUGAUGCGUUAAUCAAUGUUUGUCCUGUAUGCCGGUUGAUCAAAACUAAUAGUUUUCAAGUGUACUUGUCCUAAAAUAUGGAGUAAAUCACUCAAAGUAAUCUACACCCAUCAUACGAGAUUACAUGUCAAACUGUUCUUUACCUGACGCAUAAGAUGUAUGUCUAGUAACUUAUCUUUGAAGGAUGAAAGCUUCCGUUGGCUCUGAUCUU